AUGCCUAUUACCAAUGGCACUGUGUUUAUGCCCUCUAUGCUGAUACUUGUUGGAAUCCCUGGUCUGGAACUUGUACAAUGUUGGAUUGGGAUUCCAUUCUGUAUUAUGUACAUCAUUGCUUUAAUCGGAAAUACUCUACUUUUAACCAUCAUCAAAUCUGAGCGUAGUCUCCAUGAGCCCAUGUAUAUUUUCUUGGCCAUGCUAGGAGCCACAGACAUUGCACUUAGCACCAGCAUUGUACCUAAAAUGCUUGGAAUUUUUUGGUUUCACUUGCCAGAGAUCUAUUUUGAUGCUUGUCUCUUUCAGAUGUGGCUCAUCCACACAUUUCAGGGCAUUGAAUCAGGAGUCUUGUUGGCCAUGGCUCUGGACCGUUAUGUGGCCAUCUGUCAUCCCCUGAGGCAUGCUACCAUAUUCACUAACCAAGUAAUCACUCAUAUUGGAGUUGGGAUGGCAUUGCGGCCUGCAAUUCUAGUAAUACCGUGCCUAGUGCUGAUAAAGUGUCGUUUGAAACUAUAUAGAACCAAAACAAUAUCCCACACGUACUGUGAGCACAUGGCUAUUGUGAAGCUUGCCACUGAAGAUAUUUACAUCAAUAAGUUCUAUGGUCUCUUUGGUGCUUUCAUUGUUGGUGGGUUUGACUUCAUUUCAAUAACCCUCUCCUAUAUCCAGAUAUUUAUCACUGUGUCUCACCUGCCCCAAAAAAAGGCUCGUCUUAAGGCAUUUAAUACAUGUAUUCCCCACAUAUGUGUCUUCCUCCAAUUCUACCUCCUUGCUUUCUUCUCCUUUUUCACUCACAGGUCUGGAUCUCAUAUCCCACCAUAUAUACAUAUCACUUUGUCCAUUCUUUAUCUAUUAGUUCCACCUUUCCUCAACCCCUUUGUUUAUGGGGUGAAGACCAAGCUGAUUCGAGAUCACCUAGUAAAAAUGUUCUGUUCUAAAGACCAGGAUUGA
Molecule: messenger RNA, 951 nt
Organism: Chrysochloris asiatica (Cape golden mole)
Lineage: Eukaryota; Metazoa; Chordata; Mammalia; Afrosoricida; Chrysochloridae
Product: olfactory receptor 52A5-like
Exons: 1
Coding region: 1-951 (316 amino acids)
Biological process (GO): G protein-coupled receptor signaling pathway
Cellular component (GO): membrane
Molecular function (GO): olfactory receptor activity; G protein-coupled receptor activity
Source: RefSeq, a predicted model, not a curated record